CCAGUGCAUUCUUCACUUGUAUUUCAGAAAAUGGAUCCAAUCCAUCAGAAGGAAAUUGAUAAAUUUCUGAUCGAUCUCGAUGGAACCGAAAACAAAUCAAAAUUUGGUGCUAACGCGAUUCUGGGUGUCUCGUUAGCUGCUUGCAAAGCGGGCGCAGCUCACAAAGGCUUACCGCUGUACAAAUAUAUCGCGGAACUGGCUGGCACGAAACAGGUUAUACUCCCUGUUCCGGCUAUGAACGUCAUCAAUGGCGGUUCGCAUGCCGGUAAUAAACUUGCUAUGCAGAUAAUUCACGAGUCACAAAGUAGCGAACUGGAUGACCCACAUCGCAUGUACAGAUGGAAAUGA
Gongylonema pulchrum is the source of this 348-nucleotide messenger RNA. Lineage: Eukaryota; Metazoa; Nematoda; Chromadorea; Rhabditida; Gongylonematidae. The record is from the annotation of a GenBank genome assembly.